Messenger RNA from Labrus bergylta (ballan wrasse), 2958 nucleotides. It is a transcript of the gene insm1a, whose product is annotated as insulinoma-associated 1a. Gene Ontology annotation, biological process: negative regulation of transcription by RNA polymerase II; neuron differentiation; regulation of cell cycle process. The record is from RefSeq and is a predicted model, not a curated record. Gene Ontology annotation, cellular component: nucleus; transcription repressor complex. NCBI's taxonomy places the organism in Eukaryota, Metazoa, Chordata, Actinopteri, Labriformes, Labridae. Gene Ontology annotation, molecular function: RNA polymerase II cis-regulatory region sequence-specific DNA binding; DNA-binding transcription repressor activity, RNA polymerase II-specific.
GCAACAAGGGGGGGACGGGAACAAUGUCAUCAUGGUCGCCUUAAAAAAGAGUGCAGCUAUGUUGUGGUGAAAAGCACCUCGGGAGGAGAACAGAGGAUCAGUAGCAGAAAGGAAACAACAACAACAACAAUAAAGACGCAUCAGAUGAAAGUGGAUUUUUCCUCCUCGUCCGAAGUGCCUUCAGCUCUCUCUCUCCGUCCAGCGCGAACAUGCCGAGAGGAUUUUUGGUGAAGCGGAACAAGAAACCCAACCCGGUGUCUUACCGGGUCCGCUGUGAUGAGGAUGAAGCGGCGGCUGAUGCUCCAGCGCGGUCCUUCACCGCGCCUCUCCCCUCCGUCCCGGUGCGCGCACAGACGCCGACGCCCACCUGCGGGGCGGCGGCUCCAGAGAAGGACGCAAAACCGGUGCAGUUUGGAAACCCAGAGUCGGUGUACCAGCCGCUCUACAGCCCCACCCGCCCCGUCAGCCAGGAUCACGAGCGCUCCUACUUCGACAGACGCUUCAACCUCGGCUCGCCGGUCACCGCGGAAUCUUUCCCCACGCCGGCAGCCCUCACGGCUUUGGAUCACCUCUUCGCCCCGGUGGAUCUGAAGAUCGCCUCGAGUAACAGCAGCCGCACCGGCACCGUCAGCACCGCAUCAUCAUCCACCAGUGCUCUCCCCACCGCGGGGGCCAAACGACCCUCCGGCGACACCGAGCGCAAAGGCAAACCUGCAUCCAAGAAAACCAAAGCUAUCAGGAAACUGCACUUUGAGGAUGAUGUCACCACGUCUCCGGUCCUCGGGCUCAAGAUUAAAGAGGCCCCGGUGGAGCCUCUCAGACCCCAGCAAGCCGGAGGAGACAACGUGCCUUUGGGGGAGUUCGUGUGCCAGCUUUGCCGGGAGGCGUACGCGGACCCGUUCGCCCUGGCGCAGCACAAGUGCUCCAGGAUAGUCCGGGUCGAGUACAGGUGUCCCGAAUGUGACAAGGUGUUCAGCUGCCCGGCGAACCUCGCCUCACACCGGCGGUGGCACAAACCGAAGCAGCAGACCGGAGCGGCUGCGCACAGUCUGGAGACCGAGAAGGCUGCAGCUGCAUCCGGUAAAACUGAUGAAGUGAAGGAUUCUAGUGACAGGGACACACCCAGCCCAGGACCGUCCGAGUCCGGCUCCGAGGAAGGGCUUUAUGAUUGUAACCACUGUGGGAAAAAGUUUAAGCGCCAAGCGUACCUGCGGAAGCACCUGGCGUCUCAGCACGGCUCCCCGAAGCCGGCGGAGGACGAGGACGCGCCGGUGUGCGAGCAGAGCGCGGCGCCGCUCAACCUGAGCGCGUCCAGCUGCCACCUGUGCCCAGUGUGCGGGGAGAACUUCUCCAACAGGGGCAGCCAGGAGCGGCACAUCCGCCUGCUGCACUCCUCGCAGGUCUAUCCCUGCAAAUACUGCCCCGCCAUCUUUUACAGCUCCCCGGGACUCACCAGACACAUCAACAAAUGCCAUCCGUCCGAGAACCGGCAGGUGAUCCUGCUGCAGAUGCCGCUCCGCCCCGCCUGCUGAUCUGGGACUCUGGGGUUGCUUUCACACUGUCAGAUCACACAAGGCAACACACAGCAGCUUUAUGUGAUGGAGGAUUUAAUGGUUACACUGCAAAAAAAAUAAAAUUAAAAAAAUAGAAAGAUUUUUUGAGAAUGUUGGGCUCCUAAAGUCUUCAUUUUUUAAAAUCAAGAGAAAAGUUUUGCAAGUAGCUGACAGUCUUGUUGACUUUCCUGUUGAUUUGAGACUUUCAUCUCAACUUUUAACAGUUUUCCUUUCUUAAAAAUUGUAUAACACUAAACUGUCAUUUACUUAAAAACCACAUCUGGAACAAUUUGCACUAAUAUGAAAAACAGGGAGCUGCUUCUUGAAUCAACAUUUUUGGACACAUUUUUUCAAAACUCAUUGGGUACAAAAAGUGGAGAUAGUGAAAUGUUUUGAUUAAAAAAUAGAUAUUCUCACAACUCCUCGGGCUGAAAGUAGAAAAUCAGGAGUUUCUUUUUUGCAGUGUAAACAUAGUUUUGUCAGAUUCCUGCAGAUCUCCUGCAGCUGGCGGGGAUUCAGUGCCUUGCUUGAGGACACUUCAGCAGGUUCUGGGUGUGUUUGUGUGUUUGAACCCUGGCCUAUAACAACGCCCCCUCCCCUCCCCCCUCCUUUUAAAGCCUCUCUGACGUCAUAUUUCCGACACUUAAAGCGUUAGACUGUUAAUUUAUUUUUCUAGCAUCUCUGCACAAGUGCUAUUAGCUUCUAGACCUAAGAGAGGGGACGACCUGUAGCCGAUGUAAAAGCAGAAAUCACAGGCCGGAGACGACCUUUUCUCACACUCUGAUUAGCUUUAAACUAGCUCGUGGAUCCGUGGAUCAGUAGCUGUUGCCUGAAAACAAACCAGAGUAAAAAAAAAUAGUGUAGCCGGUAAUGCCUUUGGAUUAGAAACUCCUGCUGUAAAACUGCCUUAAAACUGAACUGAUUGUUUUUUUUUUCAUCACUUAUUUAUCACUGGCUGGGUGUGAUAUUCAUUUCAAAGCCUUCUGUAUUACCACUAUACAGUAUAUUCUUUGUUUUUAUUUAUUUAUGUAUUUAUUAAAUUAUUUGUGUAAAUUAUUGCUCUGUGUGCUCAGUGAUCUGUUGCUGUGUUUCUUCACGAUGUAGCCAAAUUGAUUUCUUUUUGUUAAUUUAUAUUUAAAAAAAACCUGUGUGUGUGUGUGUGUGUGUGUGUGUGUGUGUGUGUGUGUGUGUGUGAGGACGGUGCGUUCAAGUGUCAUUACAGCAAUCAAUGAGUUUUACGAGACACUCUUGAAUAAUAAUAAUAAUAAUAAUAACUAAAUGCAAUCAUGAUUUUUUACAGUUUGUAUUUGUUUCUGUAACUGUUAGCUCUUACACUGCUUUGGAUGUUUCUGCAGUAUUUUUGCUAAAUGUCCAAAAAAGAAUAAAAACCAAACUGAGAAACAAG